AUGAGGUAUCUGAGCGGCUCGAGUGUCGACGCUAAGAGAGCAAUUGUACGAGGAAGUAAAAAAGACCUGACCGAGCGCGAAAGGGGCUCUACUUUAAAGAUAAUAAUUCCCUGCUUAAUGGCAGUGACAAAAUGUCAAGUGGUAGAUUCGCAGAACGCCGCAAUUCUGCGAGACAUGCGCUAUCUGCAAGGUGACGGGACCUUCGGGGCAGCGUACUCUCAGGAGGACGGAGUCGAAUUUAAAGAGGAAAGUGACGAGUAUGGCAAUCGCCGUGGCUCCUACUCCUACGUCGAUCCCACGGGACAAAGGCGCACCGUCCAUUACACUGCAGGCGUUAAUGGCUUUCGGGCAAGCGGUGACCAUAUACCAGCACAACCUCCGCCCACGCCACCGAAACCGGAGUACGUGCCGCUGCCACAAUACAAUCCACCUGACUACAAGCUGCCUCUGACUCCUUCAAAACCGCCGCGAUACCAGUUAAUUCACCAGCCUUACAAAUAUCAAUACGAGACGCAAGAACCUUCGUACGAGCCUCAACCUCAACCCACUACACCACCGAGUUUUCAUGCUGUACCAAUUCACGUAACCGCUAGGGUACCACCCGCACCACGACCUCGUAAACCAUCACCACCACCUCCUCGAUCUGAAAUCAAGCGAAAUGGCCAGAAGAUGCCAACGCUUAAAAUAAAGUUACAGUACCAGGCAACGUAUCCAGAAUACCCGGUACGCUACGAGCCGGGAUAUGAGCAACCAGCACCAUUAGGGCCUGUGGUACCACAGUACCAUCGUGAAAUUUUGCCAGCUCAGCCACGCCCCACUUCACCGUCUUACUACUACAACGAACUCACGACCCCGCCAUCCCGAAGAUUUUACCCGCCAGGUAAACUCGAUUUCAACAGAACACCCGAUGGUUUCUCCUACACCUUCAGCAAGAGUUGA
Messenger RNA from Phymastichus coffea, 939 nucleotides. RefSeq lists its product as uncharacterized. The record is from RefSeq and is a predicted model, not a curated record. Gene Ontology annotation, molecular function: structural constituent of chitin-based larval cuticle. The coding region runs from base 1 to 939 and encodes 312 amino acids. The transcript has 4 exons. Gene Ontology annotation, cellular component: chitin-based extracellular matrix. Lineage: Eukaryota; Metazoa; Arthropoda; Insecta; Hymenoptera; Eulophidae.